This is a messenger RNA of Anopheles gambiae (African malaria mosquito), 1085 nucleotides long. RefSeq names its product dromyosuppressin (gene Ms). NCBI's taxonomy places the organism in Eukaryota, Metazoa, Arthropoda, Insecta, Diptera, Culicidae. The transcript has 3 exons. The record is from RefSeq and is a predicted model, not a curated record. The coding region runs from base 213 to 536 and encodes 107 amino acids.
UUUGUUGUUCACCGUUUGGUUGCCACCACAUACACACAACAUACACACCACGCAACGCAGGAUCACAGGCUCUCUUGUCUUGGGUGCUCUUGCUGUAGUGGAUCUUUGCUGUAGUGUCGAAUUCCAGUGUGAUCCUUUUGCAAGCUGGUCGGUCAGAACGUUCUUAGUGUGCAGUGUUUUUGUGUGCAGAUCUAGUUUUGUGAACUUUAAACAUGGCUAGCCAACAGAUCGCUUCACUGAAAGCCGUCACGUGUGUGGUGCUGUUGCUGGUGAUAGUGUGCAGCCUGGUGGCCGGCUCCGCCAUGCCACCGCUCUGCGAGAACAGACUGAUCGACGAGCUUCCGCCCAAGUUCCGGAAGGUGUGCGCGGCGCUGGAAAACUCGAACCAAUUCGCCGAAGCACUGAACGCGUACAUACGAAAGGAGGCAGCUGGUAAUGCUUUUCUUUACCUAGAUGACGACAUGCUGGUACCGGGACAGACGGGCAAGCGGACGGAUGUGGAUCACGUGUUCCUGAGGUUCGGCAGAAGGCGCUAAACUCGUGAGCCGGUGAGGCGCGGUGUGUCCUUUGACCUCCCUCCCCGCCCUCUGGGGGCUUCGAAUUUAACGUCUCCUAUCUUUGGACUAUGGCACACGCAACAUACGCAAGCGAUCAUGUGUGAAUUGUAUGAUCACUAAACAAAAAAACACACACACAGAUACACACUUUGAAUAAGACUAUUGAGAAUUCAUGGAAAUCUUAUAAGCAUGCAAUGGCAAUGAAGAGGAUGUUUAUGUUUUACGGUUUCGGUAUUCGUCGUUUUGCACAACACUUCGAACUGAACUCUCCAUUUCCCAGACAGUGGUGCGGUCAUCAUGUAAUAUAAGAGCAGUAUUAAACACAUCUAUCAAGCAGUGUCCGAUGCGUGUAUAUGUGGCGGUGUACUGGGGCAGCUAGUCGCAACAGCAGAUCAGGGUUUAAAGCAAGCUAGUCGCAUAGAAUCCUUUACACACAUACAGUCACUUACAAGCGCAAAAGCGUACUUAUUGUAUCGUUGUACCAUGAACGGCAAAUAAAUUUGAAAUAUUUUAUGAAACAAUGUAAAA